Molecule: messenger RNA, 1055 nt
Organism: Vigna angularis (adzuki bean)
Lineage: Eukaryota; Viridiplantae; Streptophyta; Magnoliopsida; Fabales; Fabaceae
Product: protein GLUTAMINE DUMPER 1
Exons: 1
Coding region: 114-797 (227 amino acids)
Biological process (GO): regulation of amino acid export
Source: RefSeq, a predicted model, not a curated record
AAUUCUAUCCUCUACAACCCAAAAAUAAUAUAAAAUAAAUAAAAGAGGGAAACUCAGAACACGUGACCCCACACCCCCCGUGGGCCCCACCGCUCCUUCCUACUCACCAAAAAAUGACGACACUGAUCACCUCUCUCUCUCUCUCUCUCUCUCUCUCUCUCUCUCUCUCUCUCUGCAAAACCCUUUCUCGCCUCUCUAUAAAUACUUUCCAUCCCACCAUCCACCUCUCAACCCAAUCUUUCUUCUCUUUUCCUUCCCGCAAUUCUUCUUCUUCUUCUCACUCUACUCUGUUUUCUGCAAACAUGGCUGCAUACAGAGAACCCAUGAACGUUGGUGACAGAGCCCCGGUUUCUCCGCAGCAACCGCACUCGCCGUGGCAUUCUCCUGUUCCCUACCUAUUUGGGGGGCUAGCGGCGAUGCUGGGUCUCAUAGCCUUCGCUCUGUUGAUCCUUGCAUGCUCCUACUGGAAGCUCUCCGGGUACCUUGAAGGGAACGGGGAAACAGAACGGGACCUGGAAGCUGGCGAGGGAAAAGCGGAGCAAGACCAGAAACCUCAGAGACCGUACGAGGAGAAGAUCCUGGUGAUCAUGGCCGGCCAAGAGAAACCGACAUUCUUGGCCACUCCGAGCGUCUCUUCUUCUUCAAGCUGCGGCACUAGCAGGUCCUCUUCCUUCGGCGACAACACAAGCACCUGCACCUGCGAAGAGACCCGAAAAUCACUGGAAGUGUCACAGUCCGCCAAAGAGGGAAGUACAGAGAGCGGGACCACCGAAACCUCGUCGGAUCAGAACCCUUGAUCGAGCCAAACGUGUGGACAACUUGGGGGGGUUUUGUUUGGUAGCCGGGAUUGCUUUCGUGCUAAAAGCAAAGCUCUUGACACCUCUGAAUUUUGGGUGCCUCUCUGGGUAGUUAGGUUGCAUGUUCAACAAUUGGCAGUGAAUGGCGACAUGGGGAUUCCGUUCUCUUCUCCUUUUCUUUUUCUCCUCUGUACAUUAUUUCGGGAAUGUAAAUUCUUUGAGGUGGAACUAGAAUGGAUUCUCUUGCUGUUUCACAAA